UAGGGGAGCAGCUCAUAUAGAUUCCACAGUCCGUGAGUGUUAUCAAGACAAUACCGAACGUUCAUCCAGUUACUAUAUCUAUUGGUGUUUUACUUAGACAGUUUGUGAACGCAAAGGUGCAUUUUAUCAUUUACCUACAAUAUGUAUACAUAUAAAACAUUUAAAUUACAAUGUUUCCUUAUUUUCACAAUCAUCAUCAACGUUGAUUGUACAUCUUUUAUAAAACCAAAUACUUCAGGUUCGAUGAAAUGCAUCUACGAUGGAAACGGAACUUUUAGUGCGACAUGCAUAAAUGCCAUUCCCAGUUACUUCAAAAUUACUCCAUACAUGUUCGAUAACAAGACCGUAAGCUUAAGAUGUGUUAAUUGUACAUUGACCACCUUAGAAACAGGAACAUUCAAUUCCACCGGAAAUUGUUUCAAGAAUCUAGAUCUCAGGAACAGUGCGAUAGAAUAUGUUGAAAUUAAAGCUUUCGUUGGUUGUUCAACUGUGGAAAAUCUACUGUUAGCAAAUAACCACAUUAAGUUGAUUUAUCCUCUAACUUUUUUUGGUGUAGAAAAUGUCCAAGAAUUGGAACUACAAAACAACAAAAUCGAAGGUUUAAAGGAAAAUGGAUUUUUGGAAUUAAUCAAUCUUAAAAGACUUAACCUCAGAGAAAAUUCAAUUUCAUUUAUAGAAAAGAAUUCGUUUAAUGGUCUUGGUAAAUUAUUUAAACUGGACUUGAGUUACAAUAAAAUUAAAACUUCUAAUAACGAGACGUGGGCUAACUUAAUAAAUUUGGAAAUUUUGAAACUACAACACAACGAACUUACUAAACUGUCCGGCGAUGAAUUUUUUAAUAUGUCGGCCCUGAGAUUUUUAGAUUUAUCUUGGAAUAAAAUUACUGUUCCCGCCUUUACAAUGAACGUGGAAUUUUUGCGAAAUGUUUCGUUGUAUUUGGAUUUGUCUCAUAAUAGCAUAAGUGUUCUAACCCCGUUUAUGUAUAAAACUUUAAAAUCACUUAGAAAUUUGGAUUUAAGUUUCAAUAAUAUUCAAGUAAUUCCACAAAAAAGUUUGCAAGGUUUAGACAAUAUUGAGAAAAUAAAUAUUUCAUACAACAACCUAACAACGUUCCGAAUUCGUACGUUUUCGGACUUGUCAGGACUGCAGUAUUUGAAUAUGUCCCACAACAGCAUAAGGAAAUGUAAGAUAGAUGAAUUUUCUUCCAUAUAUUACCUCCACGUUUUAGAUUUAUCAAACAACAAACUAAAGGAUCUUAACUACAUUUCGUUCAUAUCAAGUCAUCAGUGGUUAACGUAUCUUAAUCUUCGAGACAAUUUAUUUCCUUGUGAAUUAAAAAGGAACAUGGAUGAAUAUUUUAUGUAUGACGACUUCAGAUACCAUAUUUGGUCAAAAAGUGGAGAGAAAUGCGCAGAAAGGAAAUAAUAAGGAAUAGUGUAACUAACAUUUAGAUUUUCGUAAAUAUUCGUCAGCAACUUUUUUAAUUUUUUUUUUUUUUGGUUUUAUAUUUGUUUAGAAGUUUUAAAAAACUGCGAUUAUUUAUAAUAUUUACGUUAGGUAAAAUUAUAAACAUGUAGUACUUUUAUAAAUAGACUUUAGAAUAUAGUUUAGUAAAAUUCAAGAAACAACUUUUCUUGGAUAUUUGAUGUACGAAAAAACAAAGGGCUGGAAUGAUGAUAUGAACAAAAAUAGUGGCAGCAUUAUAGAUUAACAUCUGUUUAUAUGAAUUUCAUAUUUUUAUAUUAAAUAAACAUUCUUACUUUUA
This is a messenger RNA of Aethina tumida (small hive beetle), 1765 nucleotides long. RefSeq names its product insulin-like growth factor-binding protein complex acid labile subunit. The record is from RefSeq and is a predicted model, not a curated record. Bases 142 to 1425 code for a protein of 427 amino acids. Lineage: Eukaryota; Metazoa; Arthropoda; Insecta; Coleoptera; Nitidulidae. Gene Ontology annotation, cellular component: extracellular matrix. Gene Ontology annotation, molecular function: protein binding. The transcript has 3 exons.